GCGCCGUGGCGUCGUUCCUCGCAGUCGACACCGUCAGGGCAGCUGGUCUCCCUCGUCCCGUCUGCCGCUCACCGCACAAACUCGGCGCCCAAGCAGCAGGUCUGCACAGACGCACCAGAAGCUACCAUAAUGACAGCCCAGGUCGCCCAAAUGCCCCGAGAGCAGAUUGACUCAUUGCGCCGUCAGUUUGACCUGCUGGACACUGACGAGGAUGGCCACAUCUCGCCGGUCCACCUGACCAACGUCCUGCGCAGCAUCGACCUCCACAUCACCGAUACCGAGAUGGACGAGGUCAUGGCCAAGACGGACGUGGAUGGUGACGGCAUCAUCACGUUCGAGGACUUCGUCGAGGCUUUCCGCACGUCCCGCAGGGAGGAGCUGGCCAAGGCUGACCACGAGAGGCAGGCCAACCUCAGGCAGACCUUCCAGAUCUUCGACCGCCGAAACUUCGGUACCAUCAGCCCUAAGGACAUCUGGAACGUCCUCAGGAGUCUUGGAAAGAACAUCCCCCUCGAGGACAUUGAGGACAUUGUUGCUGAGAUCGACCAGGACGGAGACAGUCGCAUCUCCUACUCCGAGUUUGUGCAGUGUGUGUUUGCGGACGACGAGUGAGGCCGGGCUGACUCUCGCACGUUAUCGAGCUGUCGGCUGGCUGGUCCAGUCCGAUCCGUCCCGGGUAUGGCCGCAAACGGCGGACCGCCCCCACGACCGCCGACCCGCGCCGCUGUCUGAGAGAGUGAGAGAGAGAGAGCUCCGCUGUCCUGUCGGUACCGCGUGGCUCCGGCCGCCCGCUAGAGGGCGAGCCCGCCGGCCGGUGGUGCUCGUCUUGAGCGGCGCCGGACGCCCCUCCGCCGGGGACCGGGGGCGGUGGGCGCCGCCCUGGAGCCGGCCCGGAGACGGCGCACCCGCCACGGUCCCCGAGCCCUGCAUCUCUCUGUGUUCAUUAUUUGUAUGUGAUCGCUGCACUUGUUUAAGUUAUGUAAUACAAUGCACGUGUACAGAAACA
Amphibalanus amphitrite is the source of this 1006-nucleotide messenger RNA. Its product is annotated as neo-calmodulin-like. Gene Ontology annotation, molecular function: calcium ion binding. The transcript has 5 exons. Lineage: Eukaryota; Metazoa; Arthropoda; Thecostraca; Balanomorpha; Balanidae. The coding region runs from base 130 to 612 and encodes 160 amino acids. The record is from RefSeq and is a predicted model, not a curated record.